CAUUUGUCCAUUUAAGCAGUACCACCAGAUUUGUUGAGUAUCUUUCCGUUCAGAGAGUUAUGAACAUUUGGAGACAGAAGAGAACAUUUGGGUUUAGAUGCUAAAAUACUUUGACAAGAGGAUGAGAGAGAGAGAGACGCCUCUACUAAAAAAAAGCUGAAAAUCUGUGACACUGAAGAAGAUGAAAAUGAUGAAGUCUGCCAUCCCAGAGAAAGAGGAAUAAGAUUUAUAGACAUUUCACUCAGAACUCUCAUCGAUAUCCAUCAUUAGCGCUAAACGCAAGAUUUCAGUCUUAUGCUCGCACAUCCAUCACGUCUGGGCUAAUUUGUAGUGAAUUUCUCUUGCCAUCAGUGUGAAGUGAGUAUAAUCGCAGUGACAGGCUCGCAUCUCUCUCUCUCUCGUCCUCCUCCUCCUCCGUUAUCCGCCGGUCACCCACACGAGCGCGAGCCCGACAGCAAGAGCGCGCGCACGGAGAUUACCGCGCGACUGAAGUCAAACCGGAGACAGCGGAGAGAUUAAUCUGCGAAAACUGCAAGAAAAGGUGAUUUAUGAGAACACGGCGCCGGUAAAAACGUGCUGAAGAUGGCCGUCAUCGGAGAAUAAAACAAGAAGAAAGACACGAGGAGCAAACAGAGCUCGAGUGACCGCCAAAAAAAGACAAGAGUUACUGGAAAACCUUCACAGCGCUGAUAUUUAGCCUACUUUUAUAAGGAUGCCCAUUCCGAAUCUGUGGUGCUGAGCGGAGCUUGUUGUCCUGCUGUUGAAGAUCAGACGGUAUGGGGACCAACCGAGCCAACAGGUACAGCAUCGUGUCUCCAGAUGAGGAGCGGCUGAAGAUCGCCACCCUCGGCCUACACAACGGCCACGGCUCCGCCCGCCUGCACUCGCCAGUCUCCCCCCGCCUGCUGUCUCCGAGCCCCGGGGCCUCUAGCACUGCAGUCACCGGCUCCGGCUUCAAUGGGAAGAUCUCCACGUCCGGCCGGAGCCAGCUCCGCAGCCGCUUCGUCAAGAAAAACGGCCAGUGCAACGUGGUGUUCGCCAACAUGGAGGACAAGCCUCGGCGCUACCUGGCAGACUUGUUCACCACCUGCGUGGACAUCCGCUGGCGCUACCUGAUGCUGGUCUUCUGCUCCACGUUCCUGCUGUCCUGGCUCCUGUUCGGCGUCAUCUUCUACAGCGUCUCUCUGCUUCACGGAGACUUCCAGAAAGAGCACGGAAAGCUCUGGAAACCGUGUUUGCUUCAUGUUGAAGGGUUCGUCGGGGCGUUUCUGUUCUCCAUCGAGACUCAGACUACGAUUGGCUACGGCUGGCGCUGCGUGACUGAGGAGUGUCCUGUAGCGAUAGUGACCGUAGUGGUGCAAUCGAUCGUCGGAUGCAUUAUUGACUCCUUCAUGAUUGGAACCAUCAUGGCUAAAAUGGCACGUCCAAAGAAGAGGAACCAAACCUUGAUGUUUUCCCAAAAUGCCGUGAUCGCGUUACGCGAUGGGAAGCUGUGUUUGAUGUGGCGCGUGGGGAACCUCCGGCGGAGCCACAUUGUAGAGGCGCAUGUGCGAGCGCAGCUCAUCCGGCCGUACGUAACAGCAGAGGGUGAGUUCAUCCCUCUGGAGCAGACGGAUCUGAACGUAGGCUACGAUGAUGGGACAGACCGCCUGUUCCUGGUGUCCCCACUUGUGAUCGUGCACGAGAUCGAUGAGGACUCUCCCCUGUGGGGAAUGAGCCGAGCAGAACUAGAGUCAGAUGAUUUCGAGAUCGUGGUGAUCCUGGAGGGAAUGGUGGAGGCGACAGCUAUGACCACACAGGCACGCAGCUCCUACCUGUCCCGCGAGAUCCUGUGGGGGCAUCGCUUCGAGCCUGUGAUCUUCGAGGACCACGACCGCUAUCAGGUCGACUACGCACAUUUUCAUAAAACCUACGAGGUUCCCUCGACACCCGGCUGCAGCGCUAAAGAGCUCCACGAGCUGACCCGCCGGCGGUCCUCGAACUCGUCUCGCUCUGGGACGCCGCAGACGCUGAUGCCGCCGCACUCGCCCAGCGCCUUCUGCUACGAGAAUGAAGUGGCUCUGUGCUGCGGGGAGGAGGACGAGGAGCCGCCGGAGGAUCAAAUAAACACCAUUCCCUCAGACUUCCAGAAAAUGCUCCAGGACUCGGCCGCCGUGAGCUCCGGCAGUAACAUGCUCUGCAUGUUAGACAUGGACAAUCAGAUCGAGUUCGACAUCCUCCACUCCACCAUACCACUCGACCCCAUGACAUAUAAGAGCGAAUCCGAGAUAUGACCAAUACGAAGAUAUUUGAUCAUGUGAAUGCAUUUGGAAAAAUAUAUACAUUUAUAUAUUACAUUAAUAACUUUCAUUAUCG
Molecule: messenger RNA, 2355 nt
Organism: Danio rerio (zebrafish)
Lineage: Eukaryota; Metazoa; Chordata; Actinopteri; Cypriniformes; Danionidae
Source: RefSeq, a predicted model, not a curated record